Molecule: messenger RNA, 629 nt
Organism: Myotis myotis
Lineage: Eukaryota; Metazoa; Chordata; Mammalia; Chiroptera; Vespertilionidae
Product: protein CD300H-like
Exons: 3
Coding region: 192-629 (145 amino acids)
Cellular component (GO): plasma membrane
Molecular function (GO): transmembrane signaling receptor activity
Source: RefSeq, a predicted model, not a curated record
CUAUAGCUCCUGACCCUAAGCUUCCUGCACCCUGACCAUCAAGCAUCAGACUCAAAACUGGGCUGGACACAGAAGCAGAGAUGCCCAGAAAAGCGGAAGAGGGCACAGGCCAAUCGAACCCUCUUUGAGGACGCUUGACCGUGUCCACCCAUAGGACCUGGCGCUGCUGCAGGCUGUGUCUGUGCAGAGACAUGACCCCGAGGAGUGGAGCCACGUGGCUGCCUUCAGCUCUGCUCCUUCUCCAGGUCCCAGGUUGUUUGUCUCUGAGCGGCCCCGAGCACGUGACGGGCACCGUGGGGGGAUCGCUGAGCGUGCAGUGUCGGUACGAGAAGGAGUUCAAGGAAAAUAACAAAUACUGGUGCAAAAGCCCAUGUUUGGCAUCGCUGAGGACGAAGAUUGUGGAGACCACGAAGUCAGAGAGAGAAGUGAGGAGUGGCCGUGUGUCCAUCAGGGACCAUCCAGCAACCCUCACCUUCACAGUGACCUUGGAGAGCCUCACAGAGGGCGAUGGAGGCACAUACAGGUGUGGGAUCCAUAGACCAUGGACAGAAGGACUGAUAGACCUCACCUUCCAGGUUGAGGUGUCUGUUGUGUCCCAGCCACAGGGGGGAACCCAGAGGAGCCCCUGA